This is a messenger RNA of Gossypium raimondii (Peruvian cotton), 997 nucleotides long. RefSeq names its product myb-related protein 308. The record is from RefSeq and is a predicted model, not a curated record. Lineage: Eukaryota; Viridiplantae; Streptophyta; Magnoliopsida; Malvales; Malvaceae. Bases 142 to 927 code for a protein of 261 amino acids. The transcript is spliced from 2 exons.
UUUGUAGUGUCAGGUGCUCAUUUUAGCGCACACAUACACACACUCUCUCUCUCUCUCUCUGUCGAGUUUACAUCACCUCUUUUCUGGUUUUUGUGAUCAUUUCAGAUUGUGCGGCUGGAAUCGUAGAAGAAAGAAAAAAAAAUGGGAAGAGCCCCAUGUUGUUCUAAGGUAGGUUUGAAUCGAGGUCCUUGGACAGCCAGAGAAGACACAUUGCUGAUUAAUUAUAUACAGGCUCAUGGAGAAGGUCAUUGGAGAUCUUUGCCUAAAAUGGCUGGGUUGCUUAGGUGCGGAAAAAGCUGCCGACUAAGAUGGAUUAACUAUCUCCGACCUGAUAUCAAGCGAGGAAACAUUACUCCCGACGAGGACGACCUCAUUAUCAGGCUUCAUUCUCUUCUGGGCAAUCGUUGGUCUCUCAUUGCUAAAAGACUUCCAGGCAGGACCGACAAUGAAAUCAAGAACUACUGGAAUUCUCAUCUCAGCAAAAGGGUGCUCAAUAAUUCACAAACUAAUUCAACUACAAGAAGCAGCCGUAAAGCCAAGAAAGCCACCGAAAAGAAGCAAAAGGCCAACAAUGUGGAGGAGAAAGAAGAGAUAAAGGUGCUGCAUCAACCAAAAGCCAGCAGGGUUUCGCCAUUCUCAGUAAUAUCAAGGAGCAGCAGUUUUGACAGCCUCAUAAGUGGGUCAUCUAGCAGCGGUGAAGGGAGCAUAGGAACCAAUGAUGCCUAUGUUUUUGAUAUUCCUAGCUAUUGGUCCGACUUUGCAGCUGAUACUAACCUAGAAUUUCCUGACGCUGAGGCGUUUUCAGAUGCCACACCCGUAGGAGAUAGUAAUUUGCUUGACGACAUUUUUGAAGAAUACCAGAAACUUCUUGAUGGCGAUGACCCUGGCGAAAGAGAUUCCAUAUUUGAUGUUCUCUCUUGUUUUUGAGUAUUUUCUGCUACAAUAUUCUCCACUGUAUAAUUCAAUCUCAAUGAACUAGUAAUUAAAAUCCUAAAAA